AUGACGAAAAUAACAGAUGCAGCAACGAGACAGGCAGUUCAAAGUGCCUAUGACGCCGUUAGAGCAACUGUUGUGAAAAGUCAAGAAAAAGAGUUACAACAGACCAAAACAGACCUAGUAAAUGCUUUCUUAAAAACGAAAAGUCAGGUAGGACAUUACGCUGCAGAUGGAACAUAUGUGCCAGCUGGUGGAACUUAUAUACCACCAAACCCUCCAAGAGAAGCACCUGCACCAGGACUACCUAAAACAUUUACAUCGUCACAUGGACACAGACACAGGCAUGCACCAAAACCAACACAACAACCAACACAACACACAACAACCAGCACAACAACACACAACCAACAACAACCAGCACAGCAACCAACAGUUCAAAACCCUGCACAACAACAACCACAAACAGAGCAAGGACAUAAAAGAAGUAGAGAACAAGGAAACCAAGAAUUCUUAAAAAUGCUUAAAGAAGAGUGUGGUUUCCCAGAUACUGUUGACUUUAGUGACAGAUAUAAAGAAGCUAUUGGAAAGUUCAAGGAUGGAAAUACUGACCCGAACCUAUUUAGCUUUAUGGCUCAGCACCAAAACGGAUAUAAUCUCAAACCUGGAAAAUACAAGCUCGCUAAGGGAUAUGAUUUAAUAGCAUAUCAUCCAAAUGACAUGGAUGAAUUUACUCCGAGAUAUUUGAUGUCAGAGCUAAAUGACAAUUCAACUUUCGUCAUGAAACGCGUAAAAAAUAGAGACGGAACGAAAGAACAAAAGCUUAUGAAUGCGGAUGACGUAGAUAGGGAAAUUGUUGAAAACGGUCUCGGAAUAUAUGAAAUGCCAGCAGAUGAGGUACAAGAAACUCCACAGGAAGAAGUUCAGAUACAACCAGACAUGGAAGAAAUAGUUCAGCAACAACAGCUAGAAGAGCCUGAAGGAAACGAACAAGUCCUUCCUUUGGAAACUAACUUCACAGAACUAGAUGAAGAUUUGGAACAGCCGAAAAAUCUUGACCCUCAACAAGUGUAUGCGGAGAAUAUGGAAUAUUUCCAAGAGUCUAAAAAAAAUUCGGCUGACAUAGUAGAAGAAUAUCGAAAAAUGUUUGCCGACAUACAAAAGACUCCAACACCAGAUGAAAAUAUUCAGCAUAGAAUGGAAGUACUGAAAGAAAAUGUACACAAAUACAACAACCCUUU
Molecule: messenger RNA, 1175 nt
Organism: Trichomonas vaginalis G3
Lineage: Eukaryota; Parabasalia; Trichomonadida; Trichomonadidae
Product: protein of unknown function, DUF4106 family
Exons: 1
Source: RefSeq, a predicted model, not a curated record